GCAACCAAAGUCUCACUGAACUUCAAUUGAUCGGUUCAAAUCUUCCCUACCAAGGACACUUGCUUCAUGAUGGUACUACAUUCUGUAAUCCCAUGUGGUCCAGUAAAGAUGCGAAUGUCUCCUGUAUACAACUUGGGUACCCUGGAGUUAAUGUUGAACAGUGGAAUAGUUCUUAUUUUGGAAACAUCGGGAGUUUAUCUGGAGUAAGGACGUUGGAGAGAAGAUACAACUGCUCUGGGACCGAAGGUUCCUUGCAACUCUGUUCUCAGGCAAUUGGUAGCGAAAUAACGUGUGAGAAGGAGAAUGCUAUUAGUGUUACGUGUAUGUAUCUCAACGUUUUGUUCAUUUUAUAGUAAAUUAUAGAAGGGUUCCAAUAAGGCUGGCUGAUAAAAAAAUCAAGCUGAAUCUCCUAAUUCUAUUUAUUUUCCUUCAGAUACAAGACUACUCUAAACAAUAUAACGAAUUAACAUCAUUUUCUUGAUCUGAUAACUGCUGGUUGACUACCAUCUGUUGCGCGAUUGUGCUUGGUAAAACCCACGUAUACCUUUGAACAUUGUGAAACCGACUAUGUUGACACACUUUUUAUUUUUAUCUAGGCCAAUCAUACAUUCGUCUUCGUGGAUCCGAUAUUCCUCUUAAAGGUCGUGUUGAAAUCUUUCACCAAGGGACCUGGGGGACAGUGUGUACUUAUAACGGCGAAUCCUUCGCGACAAGUGCCCAAGUGGCAUGCUGGGAACUUGGUUUUAACGAUGCGGUACAACAUGGUCGUUGGGAGAGUCCGCUAGUCAGUGGAAAGAUUUGGUUAAAAGAUGUGAAAUGUUGGGGUGAUGAGAAAUCCUUGGUAUUUUGUCCACAUAAUAACUGGAAAUAUACUGGUUGUGGUCAUUAUUAUGACAGAUACGUUAAAU
Paramuricea clavata is the source of this 908-nucleotide messenger RNA. The record is from the annotation of a GenBank genome assembly. Lineage: Eukaryota; Metazoa; Cnidaria; Anthozoa; Malacalcyonacea; Plexauridae.